Molecule: messenger RNA, 6940 nt
Organism: Oncorhynchus keta (chum salmon)
Lineage: Eukaryota; Metazoa; Chordata; Actinopteri; Salmoniformes; Salmonidae
Product: potassium voltage-gated channel subfamily H member 3
Exons: 15
Coding region: 2629-6261 (1210 amino acids)
Biological process (GO): potassium ion transmembrane transport; regulation of membrane potential
Cellular component (GO): membrane
Molecular function (GO): voltage-gated potassium channel activity
Source: RefSeq, a predicted model, not a curated record
GUGGUCGUUUGACCGCGGACCCGUAGUGGAUACAGGUAAUGAGGCAGUGAUCACUGAAAUCCUGAUUGAAGACAGCAGAGGUGUAUUUGGAGGGCAAGUUGGUCAGGACAAUGUCUAUUAGGGUGCCCAUGUUUACGGAUUUAGGGUUGUACCUGGUGGGUUCCUUGAUGAUUUGUGUGAGAUUGAGGGCAUCUAGCUUAGAUUGUAGGACUUCCGAGGUGUUAAGCAUAUCCCAGUUUAGGUCACCUAACAGAACAAACUCUGAAGCUAGAUGGGGGGCAAUCAAUUCACAGAUGGUGUCCAGGGCACAGCUGGGAGCUGAGGGGGGUCGGUAGCAGGUGGCAACAGUGAGAGACUUAUUUCUGGAGAGAUUAAUUUUUUUAAUUAGAAGUUCGAACUGUUUGGGCAUAGACCUGGAAAGUAUGACAGAACUUUGCAGGCUAUCUCUGAAGUAGAUUGCAACUCCUCCCCCUUUGGCAGUUCUAUCUUGACGGAAAGUGUUAUAGUUGGGUAUGGAAAUCUCAGAAUUUUUGGUGGCCUUCCUAAGCCAGGAUUCAGACAUGGCAAGGACAUCAGGGUUGGCAGAGUGUGCUAAAGCAGUGAGUAAAACAAACUUAGGGAGGAGGCUUCUGAUGUUGACAUGCAUGAAACCAAGGCUUUUUCGAUCACAGAAGUCAACCAAUGAGGGUGCCUGGGAACAUGCAGGGCCUGGGUUUACCUCCACAUCACCCGAGGAACAGGAGGAGUAGGAUGAGGGUGCAGCUAAAGUCUAUCAAAACUGGUCGCCUAGAGCGUUGGGGACAAGGAAUAAAAGGAGCAGAUUUAUGGGCGUGGUAGAAUAUAUUCAGGGCAUAAUGUGCAGACAGGGGUAUGGUGGGGUGCGGGUACAGCGGAGGUAAGCCGAGGCACUGGGUGAUGAUAAGAGAGGUUGUAUCUCUGGACAUGCUGGUUAUAAUGGGUGAGGUCACCGCAUGUGUGGGAGGUGGGACAAAGGAGGUAUCAAGAGGUGUGAGGAGUGGAACUAGGAGCUCCAUUGUAAACUAAAAAAAUGAUAACUAACCUAAACAACAGUAUACAAGGCAUAUUGAUAUUUGAGAGAGACAUACAGCAAGGCAUAAAGUAAUCGCAGGUCUUGAUUGGGAGAGCUUGCUAAAACAACAGGUGAGACAACAACAGCUAGUCAGCUAACACAACAACAGCAGGUAAAAUGGCGAUGACUAGGCAGAGAGGGUCGGAAUAACUACACAAGUGCCAAAUAAAGUAACAGGGUUGACAAAUAAUCUUAAAUUAUUUGGAAUGGAAUGGAGAUCUUGUUGUGUGCAACAUGGAUGGACAAUUGAAUGCAAGCUUCACAAAAAAAUGAAAUUGUUAAAAAAUGUCUAGCCUGUCUAUGGGUAACAGAGUUGACAUGCUAUGCUUGACCCACUCAGUUUUCUACCACAAAACACCAGAACAUUGCCAAAAAGGGUAGAACCAACCCACCUGCUUUUACACUAUGAUUUGACUAUUAGAUGUUCAAUGAUUCUUUACAAUUUUUUUGUGGAAAAGGAAUAGUUUCACCAUAAUAAAACGCGAGAUCGGUUCACGAAACAGGGUGGCCCUUAAACUGAGGGACUUUUUUAAACCUUAAAAUUAAUCACAUUAAAUAAAUAAUCUUCAUAAAUUACUUUGUCAAAGCAACAAAAUAACUAGGGCCUUACAAUGAAGGUGAAAACUUUGAGGUUAAGUGGAUUCAAAUCUUAUUGGAAGUCACAGAGGGUACAUGUCAAAAUGCAGAAGUCAUUAUUCAUAUAAAAUCUGAUUUAUUAAAUUCUCUAUGUGGUCUAUAUUAAAGGGCACUUCAUUGAAUAUAGCAGGCUUUUAAAAUUCCAUAUUGGUGCACAAUUCCUACUUAAAAUUUCAAAGGGACACAAAGCACUCAUUUCAUGGAAUGACACUUUUGAAUUAUGGAGUGAGUUGGAGAGAUAUGGUAUAUGACAUGCUUACAACAUUGGAGCUCCUUUAUUCUGUUCAAGAGGGCUCUACUAGUGUCAAAUCCUCAUUCAACCCAAAGGAAAGUCUGUGGGCAUCACAAGGGAUCAUCACCCUGCCAAGCCUCUCCAAUGCACUCAGGAGCAUAGGUCUCUGGAAGUAGUCCCCCAAAUGCAUCACGUGACAUGACAUCUGCUCGCAUAAGUAACUAAGAGAAACCAAGCAACCGCGAGGGGGAGAGGGAACAGCGAAGGGGGAGAGCGCGCGCUGUACUGUAUACUGCCGAGGAGGAGCUUUCCUCCGGAGUUCAGUUCACAGCCUCAGCACCGAAACUUGCGCGGUCCUUACCCUGUGCUGGUUCAACAACAGAGUCAUUGCAACAGAUGAACACACUAAGUUAUUUAUAUCUGGUCGUCUAUAGCUAAAAGCUGGUGCCAGGUUUGUGUUCUCCAAGACCCUGUAUGAACGUUUUCUUUUGAAGGAUAUGGUCACAACCCCGGUCUCAAAGUGGAGCCACGCGUAUCUCGGAUCGGCGCGCUCCUCCAGGGGCUAGGAUGCGCGCCCGGAACAUCCAGGUUCUUGCCCGGGUUCGGGUCUGACCAGGAGUCCACUGCCCCGGGUCGCCUAGGCAGGAGGACCCAGUCGACCCGGACCAGGAUGCCGGUGAUGAGGGGUCUGCUGGCCCCGCAGAACACCUUCCUGGACACUAUCGCCACCCGCUUCGAUGGCACCCACAGUAACUUUGUCCUGGGUAACGCCCAGGUACAGUCCCUCUACCCCAUCGUCUACUGUUCUGACGGCUUCUGUGAGCUGACCGGCUACGCCCGCGCCGAACUGAUGCAGAAGAGCUGCGCAUGUCAUUUCCUGUACGGGCCGGAGACCAGCGACCAGCUGACGGCGAAGAUCCAGGGGGCAUUGGACGACAGGGGGGAAUUUAAGAGUGAGCUGGUGUUCUACAAGAAGGGAGGUACCCAGUUCUGGUGUCUGCUGGACAUCGUGCCCAUUAAGAAUGAGAAGGGAGAGGUGGUGCUGUUUCUGGUGUCCCACAAGGACAUCACUGACAACAAGAAGGACCAGGACCCAGAGCAAGGCCCAGAGACUGAUGAGGAAACGGGUCUGGAAGUGCACAAGGUCACCCGUCCCCCGGGCUUCAACACCAACCGCAGACGCAGCCGGGCGGUGCUCUACCACCUGUCUGGACACCUGCAGAAACAGGACAAGAGCAAGAUCAAACUCAACAACAACAUGUUUGGGGACAAGCCACCCAUCCCAGAGUACAAGGUGGCAGCCAUUCAGAAGUCCCGAUUCAUCUUGCUCCACUACGGGACCUUCAAGGCAGGCUGGGAUUGGCUAAUCCUGCUGGCUACCUUCUAUGUGGCAGUCACGGUGCCCUAUAAUGUGUGUUUCACUGUGGUGGGGGGGCGGGACGAAGGGAGCUCUGCCCCCCGCAGCCCCCCCAGUGUGAGUGACAUCCUAGUGGAGAUCCUCUUCAUGCUAGAUAUUGCAUUGAACUUUCGGACGACCUUUGUGAGCACGUCGGGCCAGGUGGUGUACGAUGCCCGUUCCAUAUGUGUGCACUACGUCACCACCUGGCUGUUUGUUGACCUCAUCGCUGCCUUGCCCUUUGACCUGCUCUAUGCCUUUAACGUCAGCGUGUACUUUGGGGUCCACCUGCUGAAGACAGUGCGGUUGCUGCGCCUGCUGAGGCUGCUCCAGAAGCUGGAGCGUUACUCCCAGUACAGUGCUGUGGUCCUCACCCUGCUCAUGUCCAUGUUCGCCCUGCUGGCCCACUGGAUGGCCUGCGUCUGGUACUUCAUCGGACGCAGAGAGAUCGAAAACAGCCCCAACUACUGGGACAUCGGUUGGCUCCACGAGUUGGGAAAGCGUCUGGGCACCCCUUACUUCCUGUCUCCCCUUACUACUUUGGCUCCUGGUUUGCUGCACCCCGCCAUUGUCAACGCCUUCCCGGCCAACAGUAGCCAAUGGAACGUGUCCGGGUUGGAGCUAGCAGGGCAGGACUCGUGGAACUCCAGCCAGUGGAACGUCACAGGGACUGGGACUGGGGCGGGGGUCGGUGGGGGACAGGGUGGAGGGAUUCUGGGUGGGGGUCCAUCAGUGAGGAGCUCCUACGUGACGUCUCUGUACUUCGCUCUGAGCAGUCUGACCAGCGUGGGCUUCGGAAAUGUCUCAGCCAACACCGACUCUGAGAAGAUCUUCUCCAUCUGCACCAUGCUCAUAGGAGCCCUGAUGCAUGCGGUGGUGUUUGGUAACGUGACCGCCAUCAUUCAGAGGAUGUACUCUCGACGCUCCCUCUACCACACCCGUACCAAGGACCUGAAGGACUUCAUCAGGGUCCACCGCCUGCCCAAAGCCCUGGAGCAACGUAUGCUGGAGUGCUUCCAGACAACCUGGUCUGUUAAUAAUGGCAUCGACGUCAGCGAGUUGUUGAAGGACUUCCCAGACGAGUUGAGGGCGGACAUCGCCAUGCACCUGAAUAAGGAGCUGCUGCAGCUGCCGCUGUUUGAGUCGGCCAGUAGGGGGUGUCUGCGCUCCCUGUCCCUCAUCAUCAAGACGUCGUUUUGCGCCCCGGGAGAGUUCCUCAUCCGCCAGGGAGACGCCCUGCAGGCCAUCUACUUUGUCUGCUCCGGGUCCAUGGAGGUGCUGAAGGACAACACUGUGUUGGCUAUACUAGGGAAAGGGGACUUGAUCGGCAGUGAUUCUCUGACCAAGGAGCAGGUGAUUAAGACCAAUGCCAACGUGAAGGCCCUGACCUACUGUGACCUGCAGUACAUCAGUCUGAAGGGGCUGAGGGAGGUGCUGAGGCUCUACCCAGAGUAUGCUCAGAAGUUCAUCUCCGAGAUACAACACGACCUCACAUACAAUCUCAGAGAGGGCCACGGAGCUGACGUUGACUGGGAGAGUAACGGAGGCCUGUUGAAGAAGCUUUCUUCCAUUAAGGAGGAUGAGGAGGGUGAUGAAGAACAGAGCUCUGUAUCGUGUGCCCCCCGUUCCCCGUUACGUCUCACCAGGGUUCUUAACUCGCCCCUGCGCUCCCCCCUGCUGCCCCCUCGGCCCUUCCGCCCCCCCUCAGAACACGCCCGCCCCGCCACCCUGCAGAUACCUGUGGUCAGCUUCAGCAGCGCACCGCCGGAGCUUAGUCCCAGGUUUGUGGAUGGUAUUGAGACAGAGAGAAAUGUGAACUCAACCCAAAAGUUUGAGUUUAGCUCCAGUCUUCUACACAGUGAUCCACCAUCCCCAGGACUAGGGAUCCAGGAGCAGUCAGAAAUCAAACAGAGUGUCUCUAAGCUGAGUGACGAGAUGAGCAGUCUCUCCCAGCAAGUCUCUCAGCUCAGCCAGGAACUGCAGGAAAUGACCCGCCUGCUCCGGCCCCUCCUCCUCGUGGCGUCUCAGCCAAUCCUGACAGCCAUGACGCCCAUCCUGACUCCACCCCCCAGCAGUGCCAGCCAACCGUCCUCCAGGACACCUCUGGUUGUCCCACCUCCAGCCCCGCCCUGCUCCCCACAACCCCACCCCCGGCGAACGCAGUCCUGCACACUAUUGGACGUGGACAGUGCUGACACAGGGAGGGUGGACUUGCCAGGUUGCCUCCUCCCCACCCCCCCUCCACAGAGGCCUCCAGCCCAGGCCCAUUCUCCAAUCUCCCCAGGGAGAUGCUCCAAGGACUUACUCCGCUCCAACCCCCCUUCCCCUGGGACAGGAGACACAGAGAGGUCCACCCACCUCUCCAACGGUUCUAACCACUCCAACCUCCCGGUCUCUAGCAACGGGUUCUUCCCUGUCCAGGACCGUCCUCCCCUUGCCUCCCGCACCCCGUCCCCCUCCCUUUCCUUCUCACUGUCUCUCUCCUCCUCGCCCUCCUGCUCUCCCUGCCAGGGACCCCACCAUUCUCGACCAGGCAGUCACAGUAGCCACAGCAGGGGUCUGUUCCCCCCGACUCCCUCCCAGGAGACCCCACCCCCGCCUUCCUCCCAUUGCUCUGCUCCCCCGUCACUCAUCUCCUCGCCUGGAGACCAUAGGCUGAGGGUGGUCAGCCCCACCUUUUCCUCCUCCACUAACCUCAUCCCUCCCACGUCCUGUCUUAACCCCUCGCCCUUCUUCCCGGGGCCGUUCUCCCUGGACUCUCUGAGGGGGGAGACACAGGGGGGCCCCAGGCUGGAGGCAGGACACCUGGAGCUUGAGAUGCAGGAGUGGGGAGGGGAGAGGGGGGAGGGAUGCUCCCAAAUGAUGGAACACAUCAGCUACAUUGACGAGGAAGGGCCAGCUCUGUGACAGAGAGGCAGAUUACAUGCAAGAAGAAACAGUAGAAGAGAGAAUGACAAGGAGAAGAGAGGAGAAAAUGUAGCUGGUCCAGAGAGCAACGUUGAACCUGUGAUAUGCACACAGACAGACAUAUAGACAAAUGAAUAGACAAACAGUGAGAUGGUCAGGUGGAAGUCAAUGGCAUCACUGAAAAAGAUCCCACCAGGACAGUAGCAUGACACCUAAUCUAACGGUAGUCCAAUCAGGCGAUCUGGCCAUGUUCUGGUCAUGUUAAAGCAACAAAUCCUUCGGUAUCUGUGGACGUCAUGAUGUCAUAAGUGAAAUGUGCAUCCUUUUCCCUACCCCUCUGCUGACUCCAUAGAGAGCAUGUUGCCCUUGCCAGAUUUUCCCAACCAACCACCCCUUCAUGACAUGACAUAGGACUGGAAAUGUACACUCAUAUUCAGUCUCUGUCAUGUAGAUUCAGUAUCAUACUAACAUAUAUUGCUUGGAUAUCACCAUAGCUGAUGUGGAGUUAAUUUACUUAAUAUUACUACUUCAUAUUCCUUCAGAGUUUCUCUUUAGAUACAUUGGGACCUGUUUCUCUGCUACUUGUUAUAUAGAGGGUUAUUUGUUAGUUUUGGAUGACCCCAUUAGACUAUCUCCACAAACUACAUACACACUUGCACUGUGGUCUUAUAUAUAAUGA